AUGGAAGGAUCUACACUGAGAUUAAUAGUAGAAAAAGGUCCAAAAGAAGGAGAAACCAUAGAUUGCAAAGCAGGAUCAUCUUCAGUAAUCAAAAUUGGAAGAGUUAUGAAAGGUAAUACUUUCGCAAUUAGAGAUUCUGGUAUUUCAUCAAACCAUCUAGUAAUUGCUUUUAAGAAUAGUAAAUGGGUCAUUUCUGAUUUAGAUUCAUCAAAUGGUACCUUUUUGAAUGAAAAUCAAAUUAGGGCUUUAACUGAUUUUGAUCUUAGAGAUGAAGAUAUCAUUAAAAUUGGGGAACGUACUUCUCUAAAAGUUCAAAUUAUUGAAGAAGUUAGGGUUUUGACGAAACCCCAAACUAGAAAUGGUAGGGAAAAUGUUGAUUUAGUAGAGGAAGAAGAAGAGCAGGUGAGAAGGAAUCCUAGGCGACGUGCUGCUCCAAAGAAUUUAGCUUUUGCACCUGUUUCUAGUGUACCAGCUUCUUCUGCUGUUGCAGAGAGUAGGCCGAUGCGAGGAAGACCUAAGAAAGUAGAGUCUGAUGAAGCUGAAGAGAUACUGAAAGUUCCCCAAGUUCCAGAACCAAAAGUUCAGCCAAUUUCAGAAUUGGAGCAAGAGAUUGGUGCAGAGAAACAAGAAAAUGCAAUUCAUGUGGAACCAAAGAAAACACGUCGAGGAGGAGGACGAGGUACCAGAAGAGGGAGAGGUUGCAAGGAGGAAACCGUCGUUCCAGUUCUGGUUUCGGAGAACAUAGAGGUUUCUGAGAAUGUAGCUGCGGAACAGGUGAAUUGUACAGUAGAAGUAUCUAAUGGUAUUGUUGGAGAGAGCAGUAGGGUUUCGGCAGAUGAACAAAAACACACUCUAGAUGAUGUUUGUGAGGUGCAGAAGAGUCUGCUAAAUUUAAACAUUGAUCAGAAUAUGGGGUUAGAGAAAUGUGAAGAAGAGGGGAAAGAAGCUCCUGCCGCGAGGAAGAAGAGAACAACAACUCGAAGAGCUGCUCAGCAGAAAGGAAAAGCUACCGAAGAUGUUCGAAUUCCGGAUCCUGAAGAGGAUACCAGGAAUUGCGAAGAAUCAAUUUUGCAGGAGGAGGAAUCAUGUGAAGAGUUUGCAAGUACUUCAGACGGUGGUGUCAGAGAAAACUUGGUUGAGGAAAAUAAAGUUGAUUUUGAGAAGAUGACACUGGGUGAGUGGUUCGAUUACAUGGAAGUCUAUUUGCCGAAACAAAUACGCAAAACUACUGCAGAGAUUGUUUCAAGUAUGAGAGAAAGAUCGAGACAAUUCAGUCAGUUUAUGUCAGAACAGCAACAGGUGCAACAAAAAGAUGGUAAAGGUAAACAUCCCGGUGUUUAG
Messenger RNA from Papaver somniferum (opium poppy), 1341 nucleotides. Its product is annotated as FHA domain-containing protein At4g14490-like. Gene Ontology annotation, molecular function: protein binding; mRNA binding. The record is from RefSeq and is a predicted model, not a curated record. Bases 1 to 1341 code for a protein of 446 amino acids. The transcript has a single exon. Lineage: Eukaryota; Viridiplantae; Streptophyta; Magnoliopsida; Ranunculales; Papaveraceae.